Eimeria tenella is the source of this 1575-nucleotide messenger RNA. RefSeq lists its product as uncharacterized. The coding region runs from base 1 to 1575 and encodes 524 amino acids. Lineage: Eukaryota; Apicomplexa; Conoidasida; Eucoccidiorida; Eimeriidae. The record is from RefSeq and is a predicted model, not a curated record. The transcript has 2 exons.
AUGAGACCCAACCCCAACAGCCACAGCCACAGGGGCCCCGGGCUGCUGCCCCCGGGGCUGCCUGUCUUUCACCCGCACACAGUGCAGACGCUGUCUGUCACGGUGCAGCAAACCGCGGCCAACGGCCUCCCCCAGACGCAGCCUUCAUUUCUAGAAGCAGCAGAGCUGCAAGGCCACCAAUUUGAGCAGCAGGUUGACUGGCAGCUGCAGCAGCAGCAGCAGCAGCGGCAAGAAAGCGAGCACCAUGCAUUGCUCCGGCAGCAGCAGGAGGUGCUGCACGCGCAGCAGAUCCUGCUGAUGCAGCAACAGCAGCAGGUGUGGCAGCAGCAGCUGCAGCACGGCCAUCAUGCCUGGCUGCAGCACUCGAACUGGCAGACGCAGCACACGCAGCUGCUGCAUGUUCAGCAGCAGGGGACGCAGCAGCAGCAGCUCCUGCCCCCUCAGCAGCAGACCAUGCUGCAGCAGCAGCAGCACACCACCCUGCAGCAGCAGCAGCAGCUGCAGCAGCAGCAGCAGGAUGAAGAGGAAAGAAGGCGCCAAGAGGAGCGCGACGCCACUUUAAGGGAGCUGCAGAGAGUGUGGCGGAGGCCUUUGGAGAAUCUUCCUUCCCCAACAGAGAGGUGGGAGCAGCAGCAGCAGCUGCUGCAGCAGCAGCAGCAGCAGCAGCGCCAGCUGCAGGCGGACGACGCGGAAGACCAGGAAGAGCCAGCUGAGCAGCAGCCGUCCGUGUGGCAGCAGCUGUUUCGGCAGCAGCUCGACGAGCAGCAGCGGCAGCACCAGCAGCGGCAGCAGCUGGAAGAGCAGCAGGGAGAGUCGCAGGAGCCGCAGCAGCAGCAGCAGCAGCAGCGGCAGUGGCCGCAGCCGGGCACAGCUUCUUGGGAGAUUGCGAGGGACUCCAUUAAUGAGUUGGCGCGGCUGUCUUACCGGGAGGAGAUGUGGGAGCAGAAGCAGCGGCAGUACCUGCAGCAGCAGCGGCAGCAGCGGCAGCAGCAGCGGCAGCAGCAGCGGCAGCCCCACUGGCAGCAGCGGCAGCAGCAGCAGCAGCAGCAGCAAAUGACGCACAGGCCGCGCGCGGGGUCCCGGCAUCAGAACGCGCACCCGCGUUCGGCGGCCGCGCCGGCCCCGCGCCCGCAGCAGCAGCCACCGCAGCAGCAACCGCCGCAGCAGCAAUCCUCCCAGCAGCAGCAGCAGCAGCAGCAGCAGCAGCAGGAGCUGGGCCCCAUCAUCGCGGACUGCGGCAUCGGGCACACGUUCUCGCCCACGCCCAGCUGCCCCAGCAGCGACGGCUGCUGCGUCAGCAGGCCUUUAACUCCUUCGCGUUUUGACCAUCAGCUGCAGCACGAGUUUUACAACAAGAUGUUGGAGUGUAUCCGCAGUUCUGAAGAUCGGCAGAGGCUCGAGAGCCUGCCUGCUGCUUCUCCCUGUCCGGGGAGCCCUGCUGCUGCUGCUGCUGCUGCUGCUGCUGCUGCUGCAGCUGCGGCGGCCGCCGCAGUCGUCGGGGAUGCAGCAGCAGCAGCAGCUGCUGCUGCUGCUGCUGCGGUAAGGAACGCACAACACAGCCCGGCAAGUGCCUAG